This is a messenger RNA of Larimichthys crocea (large yellow croaker), 4061 nucleotides long. RefSeq names its product zinc finger MIZ domain-containing protein 2-like. Gene Ontology annotation, molecular function: zinc ion binding; SUMO ligase activity. The record is from RefSeq and is a predicted model, not a curated record. NCBI's taxonomy places the organism in Eukaryota, Metazoa, Chordata, Actinopteri, Sciaenidae. Gene Ontology annotation, biological process: protein sumoylation; regulation of transcription by RNA polymerase II. Bases 427 to 3282 code for a protein of 951 amino acids. Gene Ontology annotation, cellular component: chromatin. The transcript has 21 exons.
CCGUGACGCAGAGGAGACACGCCGUAGCGGCUCUGACGUCACGUCACGUCAUCAUUCCCGGUGUUGUCGGUGUGUGAUCGUCGGUUCGAGUCUUCCCGCUGUGACCGCGGAGCAGCGGGGGAUGGUGUCUCCGUCUGAGGCCGGAUAAUCAGACGCAGAGGCCGGCGGCAGGGACGCACAGCCGGGGCUGCUGGCUGGAUCUCGGCCUCCGUGCAGGGUUCGAUCGGGACGGUUCGGAUACUCGGGUCGUCUUUGAACCGGUUCUGUCCGGCUCUGGCUGCGGGUGCGCUCGGUCCUGGAUGCCCCGGAGGCCCGGAGGAGCACAGACUGCGGAGCCCCGGAGCAGUGCUCGGACAGCGGGGAAGCAGAGACGGUAGGUGUUUGUCUGACUUCUGAUUGGACCCCGGCAAGCUAGCCCCUCCCACCAUGAACCCUCUGAACCAGAUGAAGGCGGGACUGUCCAACAACCCACACAGUGAUGGCUCGUACCCGUACGACCCCUCCAGCUGGCAGCAGCCCACCAAUCAGCCCACAGGAUCCCUCUCCGUGGUUACCACCGUCUGGGGAGUGACCAAUCCCUCAGCCAGCCAGGGUCUGGGUGGAGGCGUGAUGGGGCCCGGAGCCAACCCAGGCGGGGGGCCCAUGAUGCAGGGUCCCGGGGGACCGGGCAUGGCCGGCGGGCCUGGAGGGUACAUGGGUCAGCAGGGCUACGGAGAGCCCAACAAAGGCUACAUGAACCAGGGCAUGUACGGCCGGACGACUGGGGGCUACGCUGGAGGACCAGGGGGGUACACCGGGAGUUACCCGUCAAACCCGGGAGGCUCCAGAGGUUCUGCCGACUUCACUCAGGCUGCCGCCGCCGCUGCCGUCGCUGCUGCUGCCGCCGCCACAGCAACCGCCACCGCCACGGCGACCGUUGCAGCCAUCCAGGAGAAACAAAACCAGGAAAUGAACUACGGACAGAUGGGCGGUCCGGCCUAUAACAACCAGUUCAUGGCCCACUCCGGCCCCCGCGGCCCCCCUGGCAUGGCUCCUGGAGGUAUGGGCUCCGGACCUGGACCUACCAGGGGCCCUCCCUCAAUGGGCCCCAUGUAUGGACCUGGAGGUGGCCCCCAGAGGGUCCCUCAGCACCCAAACUACGGCCCUGGACCACAGCAGGGCCACCUGAGGCCCCCACAGGGCCUGAAACGGCCCUACAGCUCUGAGUCUUUCCCAGGAAUGUCUCAGCAGUACGGCGUCCCGGUUGGUUCCAGUGUGAACGUCAUGUCCGGUCCUGGUGGCGCCGGCGGUUCAAUGCCAGGUUCAGGCGGAGGUGGUCACGCCGGACCCGGCCCGUACUCCGGCCCAAACAUGCAGUACCAUCCAGGUCCAGGUGGUCCAGGCCCCGCCCCACAGCGCUCUGGCUCCUCCCCCUCCUAUCAGGGCCAUAAGAUGCCCCUCCCACAGUACCCCCCCUCUGGACCCCCCAGUUCACAGUACUACAAGCAGGACCAGUUUAACGGGCAGGGUGGAGGUCUGAACAGUCUGACCACAGGGGGCGCCGCCGGUGUCUACAGCUCCUUCAACCAGCCGCCAGGGCCUGGUCGAGGGUUGCCAGGUUACCCGUCCUCUCCGGUUCCUGGUAAUCCGACCCCUCCCAUCACCCCCAGCAGCUCCAUGGCCCCGCCCUACAUGUCGCCCGGCAACAGUGACGUCAAACCGCCGCCCUCUUCCUUCCUGCCUGACAUCAAACCCAACAUGGCAGGCCUGCCACCGCCGCCUCCAACAGGUAACCCUAGCGACGACCUGCGGCUGACCUUCCCAGUGCGUGACGGUGUGGUCCUAGAGCCCUUCAGAUUAGAGCACAACCUGGCUGUCAGCAACCACGUCUUCCAGCUCCGAGACUCCGUGUACAAGACGCUCAUCAUGAGACCGGACCUGGAGCUCCAGUUCAAGUGUUACCACCACGAGGAUCGACAGAUGAACACCAACUGGCCCGCCUCGGUCCAGGUGAGCGUGAACGCGACUCCUCUCACCAUCGAGCGAGGCGACAACAAAACUUCCCAUAAACCUUUGUACCUGAAGCAAGUCUGUCAGCCUGGCAGGAACACCAUCCAGAUCACCGUGACCGCCUGCUGCUGUUCUCACCUGUUCGUCCUCCAGCUGGUCCAUCGUCCCUCGGUGCGCUCGGUGCUGCAGGGUCUGAUGAAGAAGAGGCUGCUGCCUGCAGAGCACUGCGUCACCAAGAUAAAGAGGAACUUCAGCAGCGGUUCGAUUCCCGGGACCCCCGGGUUAAACGGAGAGGACGGCGUGGAGCAGACGGCCAUCAGAGUGUCGUUGAAGUGUCCCAUCACUUUCCGCCGCAUCCAGCUGCCCGCCAGAGGUCACGACUGCAGACACAUACAGUGUUUCGACCUGGAGUCGUACCUGCAGCUCAACUGUGAGAGAGGAACGUGGAGAUGCCCUGUGUGCAAUAAGACAGCUCUGUUGGAGGGUCUCGAGGUCGAUCAGUACAUGCUGGGAAUCCUCAUCUACGUCCAGAAUUCGGAGUACGAGGAGAUCACCAUCGACCCGGUGUGCAGCUGGAAGCCGGUCCCGGUGAAGCCGGACAUCCAUGUGAAGGAGGAGUCGGACGGCCCGGUGUUGAAGCGAUGCCGGACGCUCAGCCCGAGUCACAUGGUCCUCCCCAGCGUCAUGGAGAUGAUCGCAUCACUAGGCCCCGCCCCUUCCUCCUCCUCCUCCUCCUCCCCGAUGCCCUACCCCUCGCUGCCUGCAGGGGGCGGCAACAACAGCAGCAACACACCGGACUACCCCGGGCCAGCUCCGUCCUAUCCCGCCCAGUCAGCUGGUUUCUCGGACUUCAGUGGACCGGGUACUCCAGGCGUUGGGGGGGACUUCUCCUCCCCCGGUCCUCCCCCCCUCUCCUACCAGUCGGAGCUGUCCAGUGCCCUCCUCACCCCUGACAAACCCCCCCCUCACCCACUGGCUGGACAGAUGUCGGUCUCGGGCCGUCUGGACUCCACUUCCCAUGGUGCUCCUCUCUCCCAGCAGCAGCAGUCACAGGGUCUCCACGGCAACUCCCAACUCGGGGGCGGCAACCAGAUGAUGCAGCGUAGCAACCAGAAUCCCCGUCUCCAAGGCGACAGCUCCUUCGGACUCGGCGGGCCUGCAGAGGUUCCAGAACCGUCUCUGGAUUUGCUCCCUGAGUUGACCAACCCAGACGAGUUGCUGUCGUACCUCGGACCUCCGGACCUCCCGAACAACAACAACGACGACCUGCUGUCGCUGUUUGAGAACAACUAAACACACACACACACACACACACACACACACACACACACACAGAACAGAACUUUACUGUAACAUAUGAACUGUGCUCGCUGACAGGACGGAGCGGGAACGUUUGAAGCUUUGAUGUGACGAUGACGUAACUUUGUUUUUUUAUUCUGUGUUCAUGCUUCAUUCCUGUCAACACGACCGGGCCGAGCCCUGUGCUCCUCCAGAACCAGAACCUUUCUGAUCUAGGGCCAACGUUUCCACUCAGCCGCCUGCGACAUGAGACGUUUUUAUCAGGGCAAACAGAACCAAACAGAACCAUCUCAUCCUGAUGGGUUUCAAACCGCCAACAUGCAGCCGAUUACAGAACCAGAACCAGAGAACGACCUCAGACUCACAUCUAGAUCAGAACCACGAGGAGCGAGUCCAGAACACGGCACCCAUCAGCACCACAACACUCCUGUUUGAUCAGCUGAUCUGGUUCUGGUUCUGCAGGUUCACACACGGAUGUUGAGCAGUCGAACACGUGGCGUGUUGUGACUUCCUGUCAUCACCUCUGGUUCUUGUGGCUGAGUGUAAAUGAAAGUUCUGGUUCUGGAUCUGGGUUUUAUCAGGCAGAAAAAAGUCCAAAGGGGCCAAAAGGUUCUGGACUAGUGACAGAACUGUUUUUGUAGCGGUGUGUGGAGCUCCACGACACCGGGCCGGGUCCAUCCUCGUCCUCAUGGUCAUUCUGUAUGUUGUAAAGUCUGAAUAAAGUGAACAUGACGACGACCUUUGUAAUUUAAUAAACACACACUGGAAAGACA